This is a messenger RNA of Theobroma cacao (cacao), 3376 nucleotides long. Lineage: Eukaryota; Viridiplantae; Streptophyta; Magnoliopsida; Malvales; Malvaceae. The record is from RefSeq and is a predicted model, not a curated record.
AGAUAUAGGAAGAAGGUGAAACUAGGUGAAGUCUGAUGAACACCAUUAAUACAAAUAGAAGCUCAAAAUCAAUAAACAAAAGUCUCUCUGUGAAAAGAGUAAACAGGAAAACAAAAACAAAUUGGAUCUUCUCUGCCCCGUGUGUGUGUCUCUCUCUCUUCUCUUAUCAGCGGGCGCCGCCAUCGCUGUUCAUAUGAUUCCUUUAACAUGAUUAAAACUUAAAAAAUUUCCGUACCCUUUUUGAGAAAACUCACUUUUCCCUCAGUUUCUACUUUAUUGAACAAUUCUUUUCCCUUCAUGCGGUCAUGAGAACGCUGAAUGCCGACCUCUGAUGACCUUCCACCCAUGGCCCAUGGGUGUUUACGACCUAUAGGAAGUGUGUGAUGCACGCGUUUCAUCUGUCAGAAAAGGAUAUCUCAGACAGAAACACUUUUUCCCAUUUAACUAAACUUCCGAGUUAAUCAGACUUAGUUGGCUGGAAUUGGAAGGCAAAGCAGAUCUAAAACAUGAAAGCUGACAAGGAGAAGCAACUAACCACGGGCCAAGGAUGCAGUAUCCAUGAAGUAGCGUAGUGAAUUUGAAAACGCGGUUUUAACGCUGCCACCACGUGGCUGACAACUACGAAAUGUUCAAGCCCAUCCUUUCCAUCAAUGUAGUUCAACCCCCCGACGUCUCUCUGCCUCUGUCAACUGGUUCCACAAUUUCCUGUUCUUCGUCUGGCUUUUGAAUAAAAUAUCUCGAUUUGAUUCAAUGGCGGACGAUAUUUCGGAUUCAAUUGUACGUCUGCAUGGCGAACUUGAUUUGAAAAUCAUCGAAGCUCGAUGCUUGCCGAACAUGGAUUUACUCUCGGAGCGACUCCGUCGAUGCUUAACCGCAUUCGACACGUGUCGAGCCCCGUUUUCUAGACGGAAGAAGAAUCACCACCACCGUAAAAUCAUCACCAGCGACCCUUAUGUAACGGUCUGCCUAGCCGGUGCCACGGUGGCCCGGACGCGCGUGAUUUCGAAUUCCCAGAACCCGAUUUGGAACGAGCGCUUCAAAAUCCCCCUGGCCCACCCAGCAUCUCACGUCGAGUUUCACGUUAAGGAUAAUGACGUGUUCGGCGCCGAUUUUAUCGGGGUCGCAACCGUGUCAGCGGUUAAGGUUCUCGCCGGUGAAACGGUUAGCGGUUGGUUCCAUAUAAUCAGCUCUUACGGUAAACCGCCAAAGCCUGACUGCGCGGUUCGCCUGGAAAUGAGAUUCAUCAAAUGCGAGGAAAUCCCGUUUUACAGAUACGGAAUGGCGGCAAACCCGACCGAGUUCGGGAUUGGAAACUGUUAUUUCCCUGUCCGGCACGGGGGGUCGGUUACUUUAUACCAAGACGCUCACGUGAAGGAAUCGAUGCUACCGGAUAUUGAAUUGGAGAAUGGAACCGUGUUCAAGAACGAGCCGUGUUGGGAAGAUAUCUGUCAUGCAAUCCUAGAAGCGCAUCAUCUGGUUUACAUCGUCGGGUGGUCGAUUUUUCACGAGGUGAAGCUUGUAAGAGAGCCGACGAGGCCGUUGCCAAGUGGCGGGAAUUUGAGUUUGGGGGAUUUGCUCAAGUACAAGUCGCAGGAAGGGGUUAGAGUUCUGUUGUUGGUUUGGGAUGACAAGACCUCCCAUAGCAAGUUUUUCAUUAACACGUCGGGAGUGAUGCAAACUCAUGAUGAAGAGACUCGGAAGUUUUUCAAGCACUCUUCUGUUUCAUGUGUGCUGUCCCCUCGUUAUGCCAGCAGUAAGCUUAGCAUUUUCAAGCAACAGGUUGUUGGAACCCUCUUUACACACCAUCAGAAAUGUGUGAUUGUUGAUUCGCAGGCAUGUGGAAACAAUCGAAAGAUUACUGCUUUUAUCGGAGGUCUAGACCUUUGUGAUGGCCGCUAUGAUACACCUGAACAUCGAUUAUUUCAGGAUCUUAAUACCGUAUUUCGAGAUGAUUAUCACAACCCGACAUUUUCUGCAGGAACCAAGGGGCCAAGGCAACCAUGGCAUGAUUUACAUUGUAAGGUUGAAGGGCCUGCUGCUUAUGAUAUUCUUGCAAACUUUGAGCAGCGUUGGAGGAAAGCUAUAAAAUGGUCAGAGUUUGGACUUCGUUUCCAAAGGGUUACUAGGUGGCAUGAUGAUUCUUUGAUAAAGUUAGAACGCAUUUCAUGGAUACUAAGCCCUUCUGCAUCAGUCUCAAAUGAUGAUCCUGCAUUAUGGGUUUCCAAGGAAGGAGAUCCAGAGAACUGGCAUGUUCAGGUUUUCCGGUCUAUAGAUUCAGGAUCUGUGAAAGGGUUUCCUAAAGAUGUUUAUCAAGCAGAAUCUCAGAAUCUUGUUUGUGCAAAAAAUCUGGUGAUAGACAAGAGCCUUCAGACAGCAUACAUCCAGGCAAUUAGAUGUGCACAACACUUCAUAUAUAUUGAGAACCAAUAUUUCCUUGGAUCAUCAUAUGCUUGGCCAUCUUACAAAGAAGCAGGUGCUGAUAAUUUAAUUCCUAUGGAAUUGGCAUUGAAGAUUGCUAGUAAGAUAAGAGCAAAGGAGAGAUUUGCAGUUUAUGUUGUUAUACCAAUGUGGCCCGAGGGUGUCCCUUCUUCGGCAUCUGUGCAAGAAAUUCUGUUUUGGCAGGGACAGACAAUUCAAAUGAUGUAUGGAAUCAUAGCACAAGAGUUGAAAUCCAUGCGUAUGGAGAAUUCUCAUCCACAGGACUACCUAAAUUUCUACUGCCUUGGUAAUCGGGAAGAAAUUCCCAAAGAAUUUUCUGGGUCAAGUUCAUCCCUCUCCAAUAAUGGUGACUCGGUUUCAGCUUCACAGAAGUUCCAGCGGUUUAUGAUUUAUGUGCAUGCUAAGGGAAUGAUAGUAGAUGACGAGUAUGUGAUAUUGGGAUCUGCCAAUAUUAAUCAACGAUCAAUGGCUGGUUCAAGGGACACUGAGAUAGCGAUGGGUGCAUAUCAACCUCAUUACACAUGGGGUGAGAGGAAGAGACACCCGCGUGGCCAGGUUUACGGGUACAGAAUGUCGCUGUGGGCAGAACACAUGGGGAAGGUGGACUAUUUCUUCAAGGAACCUGAAAGUUUGGGUUGCGUGAAGAGUGUGAACAACAUUGCUGAGGAAAACUGGAAAAGGUACUCAGCUGAGUCCUUUACACAAUUACAGGGGCACCUCCUCAAAUACCCCAUUGAGGUAGAUAGCAGUGGCAAAGUAAGCCCCUUGCCUGGACAAGAGACCUUCCCAGAUGUUGGUGGCAAGGUCCUUGGAUCUCGAACAACGCUUCCUGAUGCUCUUACUACAUAGGCUUCAAAAGUUUUCGUGUUGAUAUCAUCGUAUGGAUUCAUUAACUUUCAGUUCAGCACUCGAGAAGGGGAAAAGAGGUUGGGGCAAA